CCUAGUGGUCACGUGAUCAUAUGUAGGCGCACAUUAAUUCUUGUUCACGCGACUCGUGUCGCCUAUGCAAGUCAACCCACGUGUCUGACCAUGCCAGUGGCCAAUAGCGCAACAGUGCGCUGCGGAUUGACAGACAAGAAACGGUAAUAAGAGUUUUAAUCCGACAUAAAAACAAAAAACGGCAUGUUGUUUGUCCUGAAAUCUCUUCACAUUUGUCAACAAAAUAUUAACGGAAAUCUGUUUGGAUUAUACAUUGAACUCCAAGUCAACGUUGGUAUUGUUACGUGGAUUAUAAUGUGUCGGUGAAUUCAUUUUUGGGGGGAUAAACGGUUCUCUGUGCCUUUUGAUUAUAUCUGUUGCCAACAGUUGUUGCGCUCCCGACGGGAUCCUGGAUCAUUUCCAUGGCGGAUAGAUCGACCAUGUCCGAGCAGGACAAGCAUUUGAUGGAGAAAGAGAUUUGUUCGGAUUCGGAAACCGCUGACUGCGUGGAAGAAACGUUUGUCUUCGGAGAGGAUCUGGAGCUGAACCGAUUUGAUGGAUUGCCUUUCUCCUCUCGUUAUUAUAAACUACUGCAAGAGAGACAGUCUCUACCUGUUUGGAAAGCUAGAGAGGAAUUUUUGGAUAUCCUGGUGAACAAUCGACUUGUUAUAGUAUCUGGUACAACUAAAACUGGGAAAAGUACACAGAUCCCCCAGUGGUGUGCAGAGUUCUGCCUGUCGGCCCAGUACCAGCACGGCGUGGCUGUGUCUACCCAGAUCCACUCACAGCAGGCGGUGAGCCUGGCCCUCAGGGUGGCCGAUGAGAUGGACGUCAACAUCGGACAUGAAGUGGGCUACACCAUGCCCCUGGAGACCUGCUGUUCUACUGACACUGUGCUCAGGUUCUGUACAGAUGCCCUGCUACUGAGGGAGAUGAUGUCUGACCCCAUGUUGGAGCACUAUGGGGCCAUCGUCAUCGACCAGGCCCAUGAGAGAACCGUCAGCACAGACAUACUGCUGGGACUGCUCCAGGACAUCCUGGUCCAUAGACCAGACCUGAGGGUGGUGAUCCUGACUGUGUCCUCCAUGACAGACAGGCUCCUGGCCCACUACGGUAGUAACGUCCCUGUGGUCAGUCUGGAAGCCCUCUGUCCAGCUGAGGUGGUCUACAGUAACUGUAGUAGUAAAGACUACUUCUACUCUGCUCUGAGACUGGUACUGGAGAUCCACCGCACCAAGGAGGAGGGAGAUGUGGUGCUGUUCUUGGCCUCAGCUCAGGAGGUUGUCUGUGCCCGUGCUAUCCUCCAGAGAGAGGGAACCAGACUGGGGGCAGACCUUGGGGAGCUGGUGCCCGUGGUCUUGUGCCCUGGGCAUGGUCGGACACCCCCUCUCCUGGGGGAGGGGAUGGGGAGUAGGGGAACCGUUACGACCAGUUGCCGGAGGGUUUUCCUCUCCACAAGCCAGGGAGAGGACAUGUUCUGGGCUGUGGACUCUGUUAACUUUGUCAUCGACGUAGGACUGGAGAAAAGACAUGUGUAUCAUCCCAGGUUAAGGGCCACCUCUGAAGUACUACGAUCCAUCAGCAGAUACCAGGCUGAUAUCAGGAAGCAGCUGAUUGGACCAACAGGUACUGAUAUCAGGAAGCAGCUGAUUGGACCAACAGGUACUGAUAUCAGGAAGCAGCUGACUGGACCGACAGGUACUGAUAUCAGGAAGCAGCUGAUUGGACCGACAGGGAAGUGUUUCUGCCUGUACCCUAAGGAAAGAGUACUCCCCGUAGAGACAUCCCCUCAGAUCCUGGACGCCAACCUCACCUUCACCAUCCUCUUCCUCAAGAGGAUGGAGAUCGCAGGGCUGAGACACUGUGACUUCAUCACCAGACCAGAUCCAGAGGGUCUGAUGCAGUCGCUAGAGGAGCUGGAUUACCUCGCGGCAUUGGACGACGAUGGGAACCUAUCAGAGAUCGGGAUCAUAAUCUCUGAGUUGCCAUUGGACGCUCAGAUGGCCAAGGCUCUGCUGGCGUCCUGUGAGUUUGAUUGUGUGAAUGAGGUGGUGACCAUCGCAGCUAUGCUAUCAGCGCCAAGCUGCUUCCUGGAGCCACCUGUUGGCAGGACCCAAGAGGUACAACAGUGUCACAGAAAGUUCCGGCACCCUGAGGGAGACCACUUCACCCUCAUCAACAUCUACAACGCCUUCAAGUACAGCCAGAGAGAGACAUACUUCGGCGUAGAGAAGUGGUGUCAGGACUACCAUCUGAACCACCGCGCCCUUCAGACGGCAGACGCCAUCAGGUCAGAGUUGACUGACAUCCUGAAGAGAAUAGAGCUGCCCAUCUCCGAGACGUCCUUCGGAACCAAGACCAACACACUCAACAUCAAGAGAGCUCUGCUGGCAGGGUUCUUCAUGCAGAUUGCCCGUGAUGUGGAUGGUUCAGGAAACUACUUCAUGCUGACCAACAGACACAUGGCUCAGGUCCACCCUGCCUCCAGCUAUGGGGCCAAGGCACAUCAAUUGGGUUUUCCAGAGUGGGUGCUGUUCCAUGAGUAUACUCUCUCGGGAAACCACGGUAUCCGGACAGUCUCUGAAAUCUCCCCUGCAGUGUUCAUCCAGACGGCUCCUCAGUAUUUCUAUUACAACCUGCCUCCUAGUGAGAGUAAAGACCUACUACAGCACAUUCUGGACCGGGACGGAUCUGGACGCAAAGACAAGCAACAGACCCUGACAAUCAACAGUGAAGCCGCUCAGUCUUAUGACAGAUGUGUGCUACAGUGACCUCUGGUGGAGAACUUCAGCACUGCACCGACUUUUACUGAAAAGACAAUCAUCGUUGAUGAGAACAGCGCUCCUCGGGGAAGUCCCCAGACUUUUCACAAUGUUGUUGUAGCCCUGAACUAAUGUCACCUGAUUGACUCAGUGAUUAGAUGAAUCAGGUGUGAGCUGUGGAAUAGUUCACAUAUGGAACAGCUGGGGGGUCAGGUGGGGGUCCCCCCGAGGAAAGUUUUGAAAACCCCUGGGUUAGAUCAACUUCCAAAUGACUGACUUGCCGUACACCAUUGUUCAUUUCUUUAAUUCAGUCAGGUGGCAACUGCCUUGGUAAUGUGAUAUUACAGGAAAUAAUUAAUUUGCCUAUAUUCUAAUAAGAGUAUCACCCCAAUAAAUGAA
This is a messenger RNA of Oncorhynchus keta (chum salmon), 3140 nucleotides long. Its product is annotated as putative pre-mRNA-splicing factor ATP-dependent RNA helicase DHX32. The transcript is spliced from 14 exons. The record is from RefSeq and is a predicted model, not a curated record. Lineage: Eukaryota; Metazoa; Chordata; Actinopteri; Salmoniformes; Salmonidae. Gene Ontology annotation, molecular function: RNA binding. Gene Ontology annotation, cellular component: spliceosomal complex; intracellular anatomical structure. The coding region runs from base 402 to 2750 and encodes 782 amino acids.